Messenger RNA from Oxyura jamaicensis (ruddy duck), 816 nucleotides. It is a transcript of the gene HPCA, whose product is annotated as hippocalcin. The record is from RefSeq and is a predicted model, not a curated record. The transcript is spliced from 3 exons. Gene Ontology annotation, molecular function: calcium ion binding. Bases 180 to 761 code for a protein of 193 amino acids. Lineage: Eukaryota; Metazoa; Chordata; Aves; Anseriformes; Anatidae.
CUGGCCUCGGCGGCUCAGAGGGGACAGUGGGGAUGGAGGGGCCAGCAUCGGCCACCACCUCUGCCCGGGUGCCCGGGGGCUGCCAGGGAGCGCUGCCCCGUCCCUCUCCCCUCCUGUAGGGUGCAGGGAGUGGAGCUGGGCCAGGAGCCCCCCCUGCGGCAGCGCUCAUCCCCAGCGGCAUGGGGAAGCAGAACAGCAAGCUGCGCCCCGAGAUGCUCCAGGACCUGCGUGAAAACACCGAGUUCUCAGACCUGGAGCUGCAGGGCUGGUACAAGGGCUUCCUGAAGGACUGUCCCUCGGGCAUCCUCAACGUGGAGGAGUUCAAGAAGAUCUACGCCAACUUCUUCCCCUAUGGCGACGCCUCCAAGUUCGCCGAGCACGUCUUCCGCACCUUCGACACCAACGGCGAUGGCACCAUCGACUUCCGAGAGUUCAUCAUUGCCCUGAGCGUCACCUCCCGCGGGAAGCUGGAGCAGAAGCUCAUGUGGGCCUUCAGCAUGUACGACCUGGACGGCAACGGCUACAUCAGCCGGGAGGAGAUGCUGGAGAUUGUGCAGGCCAUCUACAAAAUGGUCUCCUCCGUGAUGAAUAUGCCCGAAGAUGAAUCGACUCCGGAGAAAAGAACGGAAAAAAUCUUCCGACAGAUGGAUACUAAUAAUGAUGGCAAGCUGUCGCUGGAGGAGUUCAUCAAAGGUGCCAAGAGUGACCCGUCCAUCGUGCGGCUGCUGCAGUGCGACCCCAGCGGCACCGGGCAGCUCUGAGCCCCCCACAGCCCCUGCAGACCCCUGCCACCCCUGUCCUGCAGCUGGACACCAC